AUGAUUUCAGCAGCGACAGUGCACACGCAACAACGAUGCUUAAAUUGCGUGCUCUCCUCCAAAUCCUCCUCCUCGUCCUCGAGGAAAAGUUUUGGUGGUGGUUUUUUAUGCGGUGGCGACAGAUUCGGGUGGUCUCCUAACGGUCCUAAGAAUGGAUCUUUUGUGGUUGGGAAAAGUUCACUCUGCGUUUCAAGGAGAAGAGUAAAGACGACGCGCGCGUUGGUGAUGAUGGGGGUGCACCCAAAACCUCCUUUCGCCAUAAAAGCGCGAAACGCAAAAACGACUGCAUUUUCAUCUUCUUCUUCCUCCGUAUCCUCCUCCUCGAGCGUGUUGAAGAAUGAGUAUAAUAACAAAAGAAGGAAAAGAAGAGGCGAUUUGAAAACGAACGCGAUAAAUUUGCGAUAUUCGAUCGAAUCGAGUUUAAACACUCUGGCGAACUUGUUUCCACUGUGGAUUGUCUUGGGCGCUCUCGUUGGGCUUUUUAACCCAACUGUGGUCGCGCCGCUCUCGAAAUCGGAAAUCGUGACGCCGGCGUUGGGAAUCGCCAUGCUCGGCAUGGGCGUGACGUUGGACGAAGGGUCGUUGAGGCAAAUGCUCUCGGUGAAAGGGUCCGCGCGCGUGUUUCUCGGGUCUUUGUUACAGUUUACCAUAAUGCCGUUGCUCGGGUUCUUCGUCGGCCAGAUGUUCGGGUUGGAGAAGAGCGCGAGACUCGGGUUGAUUUUGGUCGGGUGUUGUCCAGGCGGAGCGGCUUCGAAUGUGGUGGCGUUUUUGGCGAACGCAAACGUCUCUUUGUCGGUGGCGUUGACGACGUUGAGCACGUGUUUGGCGGCGUUUGCGACGCCGUUUCUGACGAGCAAGUUGAUGGCGCCGUUGUUAGUAGCGGCGUCCAAGACGAAAGGCGCGCCGACUGGGAUCAUCGAGGUUGAUUCCAUGGCUAUGGUCGCUUCCGUCGCGCAAGUGGUGGUAAUGCCAGUUACCGCUGGAUUUGCGUUGAAGAAGGUCUUUCCGAGAGUUGCGAGGAUUGUGUCUCCGGUGUGUCCGUUGUUAGCCGUCGGCGCGGUGGCGUUAAUUUGCUCUUCGGUCAUCGGGAAACACUCCGAGGCGAUCUUAGGUGCCGGACAGGAUAUUUUGUUUGCAGUUAUCUGUUUACACGCGCUUGGGUUUAUGUUCGGGUACAUCGGUGCGAAAAUCUUCGGUUUUCCGAGUCGAGACGCGAGAACGGCGAGUAUUGAAGUCGGCAUGCAAAAUUCCGCGUUGGGCGUCGUGUUAGCCGCGGCACACUUCGCGAAGGAUCCGUUGGUGGCGGUAGUUCCCGCGAUUUCCGCCACCGUGCACAGCUGCCUCGGUUCUAUGCUCGCCGGUUACUGGAGGUUUAAAGACAGAGGCGGUGGUUCUUCGUCUCCGACAGCUUCCUCGCCCUCGUCCAUAGAUGAUGAUGGCGUGAAGAUUUAUUCGUUCUAA
Molecule: messenger RNA, 1461 nt
Organism: Bathycoccus prasinos
Lineage: Eukaryota; Viridiplantae; Chlorophyta; Mamiellophyceae; Mamiellales; Bathycoccaceae
Product: sodium/bile acid symporter family protein
Exons: 1
Coding region: 1-1461 (486 amino acids)
Cellular component (GO): membrane
Source: RefSeq, a predicted model, not a curated record